AUGAGCUCCGAGUAUAACUUCCUCGUUCAACGCGGCGACGGUUUGGGUCAGCUUUUCGAUACUCAAGCCCUUCUCACUCCUGAUGCACCAGCAGUUGUCGACGGCAUUCGCAUUUCGACCUACACAGAAAUUCGCCUAAGGAGCAUACGCCUAGCGUCUCAGCUCCGGCAAAAGGGAAUCAGUUUGGAAGAGCCCAUUGGGAUUAUUGUCUACCCCAGUGUCAAUGACGUGAUCACUCAGAUUGCAGUGAUAUAUGCCGGGGGAAGCUGUGUCCCCCUGGACCCAAACCUUAGCGACGAGCAGCUAGAGUCGAGAUUAAAAAAGCUCAACACACGGUACACAAUUGUCGAUUGUGCAAACGAAAACCGUUUAUCCGGCUUCCAUCAAUUGGUCGUCAGUGAGGAUGAAGUUGAGAAUGGAAUCCCAUGCGCCGAGGCUUCGCCUGAUCUUCCUGUUUCGACAUCAUUCGAACAUCGUACCCAUCUAAUCCAUACAUCAGGAACCACAAGUGAGCCCAAGGCGGUCCAAAUCCUUGCUCGAUCAGUUCUGGAGGUUGUUUGUCACUUUCCUUUUGUUCCUCUAGACAAGGAAGAUGCCGUUGCACAUGUAAACAGCACCAGCUUUGAUGUCUCCCUUGUCGAUGUAUGGGCACCCCUUUUACGAGGGGCUCGCGUCGUUCUCGUUUCUAAGAAUAUCCUCCUCGAUCCCUUUGCACUGGCCGACACAGUAAAAAAGUUUCACAUAACAGUCAUGGCGACAACGUCUGCUGUUCUGAAUCUCGCAGCUGUUGUCCACCCGUCAGCAUUUUCUGGCCUAAAGAUGUGCAUGAUCGGAGGAGAAGUUGCUCAGCCAUCGGCCGUGAAAACCAUACUAGAAAACGCGCCACCAGGCCAGCUAAUUAAUGCUUACGGCCCGACCGAAUGCUGUGCAUUUGCUCUUGCGCACAGAGUCACCCUUGAUGAUACCAAGGAAGACUCGAUCAGUAUCGGAAAGCCCAUUGGUGCAACAUCAGCCUUCAUCCUUGAUGAGUCCAUGUGUCCCGUAAAAGAUGGCGAGGUCGGAGAAUUAUAUCUGGGCGGGCCAGGCGUCAGCCGCGGCUACGUUAACAAUCCUCAAAAAAACUCUGAAGCUUUUCUCGAAAUUAACGGCUUGACGAAAUUGGGAAUGUCAAGCGUGGUUUAUCGCACUGGUGAUUUUGUCAAACGGGACCAGUCCGGUCGCAUCUUUUUCGUUGGCAGACGCGAUAACCAGGUUAAAAUCCGUGGAUUCCGUAUUGAGUUGGAGGCUGUUGAAACAGCAUUGCUAAAGACAGGUCGUUUCUCAGAUGCUGCCGCAUUUAAAGUUGAUACUUCCGGCCAUGGAACAGGAGGAAUGUUGGUGGCAUACGCUGUUACAAGUCUUCAUUCAACAGAUACGCUCGUUGGGGUUGCCGAUAGGUUGAAGAUCAUGCUCCCAGAAUACAUGAUCCCACGCAUAGAACUGAUCGACAAACUGCCCUUAAAUUCCCACGAUAAGGUUGAUCGCAAGAAACUCGUCACCAUGUACCUAGAAAGAGCCCAAGCCCAAUCAGAGUCGGUUUCAAAACACCUAAAAUCGAUGACAACUAUACAUCGCUUGCAACAACUUUGGUAUGACAUCCUAGGCUUGGGUAUAACAAGUUUUGAGGAUCAUGAUGACUUUUUCCUCUUGGGUGGCACUUCUCUUCAAGCUGCUGUGCUCAUUCACCGAAUUCGAAACGAGUUCGACAUCGAUAUCUCGACGUUAACACUUUACGACAACUCCACCUUGAUCGGGCUAGCAACUGUAAUCGAUAGCUUCAGGAAGGGAACAUUCAUCGAGAAGGACGAGCGACAACUCUGGUUAGCAGAUGCCAAAUUAGGUGAAUGCAUCAGUGUCCCCAGCAAAUCUCCUCUCAACUGGCGUCGCGAUACGGAAGGCCGUGUCUUCCUGACAGGUGCUACCGGCUUUGUGGGUGCCUUUUUCCUGGUCCGAUUGCUCGAGAUGCCAGAUGUCCACCAGGUGGGAUGCCUGGUGCGUGCUUCUAGCGUUGAGACGGGUUUCAAGCGCCUUCGCCAGAUCCUGGAAAAAUACAAACUUUGGAACGAAUCGCUCAUGGCGAAAUUGCUUGUCCUCCCUGGAAACCUCGAGGACGACAACCUGGGAUUUACCAAGGAAAGAUUUGAAGAGAUUGCCGAAUGGGCGAGCGUGGUGUUCCAUCUCGGCGCACGUGUCAACUAUAUCCAGCCUUACUCCGUUCAUCGCGCCGCUAACGUCAUCGGAACUCUGAACAUCCUGCGUCUCGUUAGCAUCGGAAGACCCAAGACGCUUCAUUACGUCUCAAGCAUCUCCUGUUUCGGGCCUACAGGAAUGAUCACCGGCGCCUCGAGAGUUUCCGAAGAUGGCCCAAUGCUGCCUCACCUUGAUGCGCUGUCAUACGACCAUGGAUACGCCCAGAGCCAGUGGGUCGUUGAAUACAUGCUACAGAAUUUGAUCAACCGGGGAUUCCCUGUCGCCGUAUACCGACCGGGAUCCGUCACGGGUCACACUGUCAGCGGUGUUGGCAACCCUGAUGAUUUCCUCUGUCGUUUGAUCAACACAUGCUUCGAGAUCGGAUGUUGCCCCUUGCUUCCUGGUCAGCGGAAAGACGUUGUCCCGGUUGACUAUGUCUGUUCUGCCAUUCUCCACAUCUCUUCGUCAAACAAGAACCUGGGGAAGGCAUUCCACAUAGUCCCACAUUCGUCAAAUCGCCUGAAGCCGCUGCAACCAAUGCUGCAGCAGAAGUAUUACAAAGGGCUCACCCGUUGGGAGAUGUAUGAAAACAUGCCAAUCUACAGUACCGAAAACAUCGACCGUGCUCUCAAGGACUACCCGGGGGGGCUGGCCUCUCCGCCGCUAGAUGAAAAAUUAGUUCGCCUCUACCUUGCGCAGUGGGAAGCUGACAAUACUCAGGCUAGUCGAUCAAAACCCAAGCGUCCAAGAUCUGCUGAUGACGGAAUAUUGGCCACAGAGUGGAUGGGAGUGAAGCAAAUACGUGCAUCGUCUGGGAGUUGA
Molecule: messenger RNA, 3051 nt
Organism: Histoplasma mississippiense
Lineage: Eukaryota; Fungi; Ascomycota; Eurotiomycetes; Onygenales; Ajellomycetaceae
Exons: 2
Coding region: 1-3051 (1016 amino acids)
Source: RefSeq, a predicted model, not a curated record